This is a messenger RNA of Protopolystoma xenopodis, 1827 nucleotides long. Lineage: Eukaryota; Metazoa; Platyhelminthes; Monogenea; Polystomatidea; Polystomatidae. The record is from the annotation of a GenBank genome assembly.
UCACAAUCGCCCCCACAGGCUACGACUGCAAUAGCAAAGAUCUCAUCACCCUCCAAACCGAGCAUUGCUAAUUCAUCAUCAAUUGCAUUUUCUUGCAAUAGUACCAGCAGUGAAACUGUAACUACCACUACUACAGACUGCAUAAGUAAGCCAAUAUCAAACAUCGCCGUCGCUCCUGUGUGUCUACCGCGUUCUGUGCUCGCUGCCGCCGAUCAGUUUUCGGCUGCAUUGCAGGCCGAGUCAACUGCUUGUGAAGCAGUUCUUAAAGAUCUUCUGGCGGCCUAUAUAGGUAUGCGCAAGGCAUCUAGCAAGCAGCAGCUGGAAGGAAAGGAAAUUGGAGAGGCAGACGGACGUAUUUCAGAAAUGCAAAGCACACAUACAAGCGAUAUUUUUGUUUUGCAGAGGCGGCUAACAGAAAUGGAGCACUUUCUUGUCUCAAUAGAUCGUAUAUCAUCAGAGUCUUGCGAAGAAGUUUCACUAUAUAGUCUAAUUUUGUUAUUUUUUUAUUUCUGUGACCUCAUUCUGCACAUCUUGUGCUGUUGUCUCCUCGAAAAGAAUCACGAAAAGUUAUCGUCUGACAUAUUAUCAAGCCGUGAGGCUCUCAAUUCAUCAAUCGAAUUAGCGGAAAGAUUCCGUCGGAUUUUGCAUGAUAUUUUCUCACGCUUGCCCAGCCAUAUGGCUCCGCAAGGCGGCCUUCGGCUCCACACGCGAUCAGCUGUUGAUUCUUGCUUUGACAUUCCUGCUAGUCUCUGUUCUGGUCUGGCUAAUAUGCGUCUGCGUGACUUCUCAUAUCUCGUCCUUGACAGUGAAUGCACGAAGGAGGCAAAGGAAAAAUCUGUCAAACCCAGUGCCCUUUCUCCAGGACACCAAUCUUAUUUACACAGCUGGUUGUCUCCGGCAUUGGACCGCCUCCUCUCGGCAAUAGUCACUAAAUCAGAUAAAGCUGAAGACCAGUUGCGCGAGCUUUCUGAUCGUUUGUCUAUGAUGACGGCUGAUUUGGAGAGAGCUGAAAUAACAUUGAAUAUGGACUUGAUGGUGCGUCCAACUCAUUUGUCUCAAGCUCUAGUGAGGCAGAAGCAUCAGAACAAAAGUCCUUCUGAAAAGUGCAGUGACAAUCUUCAAAGUAUAUUUAAACUUCUGCAACAUCACGCCUUCCUUCUCGAACGCGAUGAGCUUCUCGUAAGCAAACUCGUCGAGCGUCUUGGCAAGCUUGGUUUCAAUCUCUCCAAAGAAUCUCCCUCUGAAAAUCUAGAAGCUAAAUUACAUUCAGACCAUACUGUCUCUCAGAAGCCGAUAAUAAACCAAGACAGAGGCCCCGGUGAUGAUUCAGUGGCCAAAGCUACAGUUGGUGAUAUGUCAAGCAAGCCCUCUGCUAAUGGUCUUGACGAGACAAACAAAACCCCAGAGAACCGUAAAAAUGGUUGUUUAAACCAUCUAAGUCGGUUAUCCACCCCUGCCUCUACCAAAACCAUUGACUCCCCGCAUCAUAUUGACCCACGGCUCGAUGCUCAUCAUCAACGCGAUCUGGCCAUAUUUCGAUGGCUGGAGAGAGUCCUCGACAAGCAGAAAAGCCCUGUUCGUGACGAAGUUGGAAAAUUUGAUGCCGGAGAAACGGACAUCCGUUUCAUUCGUGUGCCUGAACCUCCAGUUUCCGUUGUAACAAUAUGCGCUCAGAAUGCAUCUGAAAUGGAUCAAUCGACUGUCGAGAAUGACUCACCUACUAGAAACGUUACUAAUAUAUCGACCAUAUCAGCGUCGCGGGCUUCACCAUCUUCACCAAGUGUAACCUCUAAAAAGUUGGAGACUCCAAAUAUAAACGGUGAGUAA